Mus musculus (house mouse) is the source of this 4227-nucleotide messenger RNA. RefSeq names its product ITPR interacting domain containing 1 (gene Itprid1). Bases 893 to 3997 code for a protein of 1034 amino acids. The record is from RefSeq and is a predicted model, not a curated record. NCBI's taxonomy places the organism in Eukaryota, Metazoa, Chordata, Mammalia, Rodentia, Muridae. The transcript is spliced from 14 exons. Gene Ontology annotation, molecular function: signaling receptor binding.
CAUCAUUACUGAAAGAAAUGGCUUCGAGAAGGGCAAGAGGAAAACAGCAGAGCGAGGAGGCUGAGCGGAGUUGCUGCCAGGAGAGCGUCCAAAGUGAUGGCAGCUGACGCGAGAGCUGUAUUUCAGGAUCUUUCACCCACUUGCACAUUUGUCACUUGGAGAUGCUAACAAAGGCCCACAGUGGAGAUCUGCUGUCUUGCCAUUGAGCCUCUCUAUGAGGGCAUGGCAAUUAAACAAAGAAGCCAGAAGCAUGAGAAACCAAACAACAGGAGGCUGACUGUAUGGUGGAGGUCAGUGCACAUUAGUGAACUCAGUUGAUGCCAUUCCAGAACAUUCUCAUUUUCCUCUUGGCAUAGAGCUUACUCUGAGGAUCCCCAUUAUCUGGGACAGCAGCAACCAUCAGUAUCUGCCCUGCUUGGCCUCUACUGUCAGGGACCUGUUCUGUUCAAGUAAUGAUGAUAAACUCACUCAACAAGUUCCAGAGGCUGUAAAUAAUGGACCCAGUGGCCCUUCUUCAGAUGACAGUGAACCGAAGCAGCACUUUCGAGUCUCCUUUACAAGAAACAAGGGGUGUCACAGGAUGACUGAUGAAGAUAAUUUGGACCAAUGACCAAAGGUCACUAUGCUAUUAUCUAGCAGUGCCAGCCUCAAUGUCUGUCUUAAAGCCAUGCUAAACAGUACAUCAGACCAGACUUAGAAGGUUUUCUCAGCGUGGCUUGUCCAUUCAAAGCUUCCCACAGAAAGAGCCUUAAUGGACAGAUUCUUCUGGUAUCACAGGAGCCUGGAAGAGACCAUAGAAACCAACCCUUCAAUACCUGUUUCUCUAGCAAUCAAGGCAAAGAUGCUGUCUGCUUAGCAGAUGAGGUUUCAGUAAGCUUGUGGAACCACCCUCAUGAUAAUGGAGGAAUUACAAGGAUCUGACACUCCCAGAGCAGGUCUGGAGAUGAGCAAGAGAGAUAUCCUAAGACAUACGAAGAGGGCAUGGGCACCUCUGGAUGGGCAUCUGCUUCCUGACUCUGAGGAAGAAAACCCAAUGGUCACUAUGUAUGUGCAAGAAAAUUCCAAACAGGAAAGUAUCCAGCAGUGGCUAGACUCUGGAUUCUUUGUCUCUGUAAAUGAAAACUUCCAGCAAACCAUCAACCAUACUGCUUCUUUGCACGAACAAGGAAUCAUUCAAAUGACCGUGAAAGACUACAUGAGAUCUCUACAUCAGUUCUCAGAGACUCCUACCCUGUCCAGAGGGACUAGUUUCAACUCGUGUUAUUCCACCACAGGUGUACCUCAAAGCAUUCCUGAAUGGCUGGAAUUUUGGGAAAAAGAUCCAGUGGAGAUUCUCUUGGACUUGGGGUUUGGUGCUGAUGAACCAGAUAUCUGCACACAAAUCCCAGCCCGGUUCCUUGGCUAUAGCUCAGCAGCCAGAGGAAUUAACAUCCAUGUUUUUCUUGAAGCACAGAAGCAGCGGAUGGACUUUGAGAACCCUGACUUAUAUGGUCGGUUCCAACAGUUGGAAAUCCUGGAUCAUGUGACCAAUGCCUUCUCUUCUUUGCUGGAUGGUGUUAAAACCCAACAGAACCAACAUGAAGAAAAAGCUGAAAGACAGGCUAUGCAAAAUCCUUCAUCAAGUGGAGCUAAAGAACAUAAGAGAAAAAUGAGCCAACUUUUAAAAAGAGCUUCAAGACAGACGAGCAGGAUGGAUGGUAACCCAGCACUGUCAAAAUCAUGCAAGACAGAACAUGAGAUUCCAACUCUGCCAACCAAGCCAUGGGAUCCUAGAGUGGAGCUACAGGUGGCUUCCAUUAGCCAUGAUGCAAGUCAAAUGCUUCCAUUAAUAGAGUGUGGUUCUGCCCAAGUCCACAAUGACUUGUCACCUUGUCCUCCUCUUUGUCCUCCUCCGCAUGCUCUUCUGGACAAGCCAUGGCCUUGCUCAUGCACACUGGCCAAGCAAUCUCCUCAUACCUGUUUGUCUGAGGGGUCAGUUAGAAGGAGAAACUGGAAGGAGAAAUGGAAUCACAUGGACAGACUCAAGAACUUGUCACACAUUGUGAGUAAAGGACCAGAUUCCUUUGAAAUGGAAGAGGUCCAGAGCUUUGAAGAAGACACUGGCAACCCUCUUAUCCUGACAUCAGGAAUUGUAGGCACUCGAGUGGACAGAACAAACAGCUGUCAGUCUGAUAGCAGUGGAUUUUUAGAAGAGCUACCAGAGCUCCAGCCCCUCCAGGUGUCUUCCAUGACAGGCAGCCAGAGUCCUACUGUCUGUAGAGGUUGCAAACCAAGGGAUCAGAGUCAUAGUCCAGCAUCACAGCAAGACUCUCUGCAGGAGUCAUAUGGCUCUAAAUCCAAGAGCAUGACAAGCUCAUCUUUGUUGAGCCAAGAUUGGAGUACAUUGGAAGAAAAUGCUUCAGCUUCUGUGGUGGAGGAGGAGCUUCAACUCAAGGCCAUGGAAGAGCCACCAGAAAUAGUCAACCCAGAUAUGACCCUCAUCAAGACUAUCAUGGUGGGAGAACACCCAGAGAGUGUUGCUGGACCUGUGGUCACUUCUACUUCUACAUGUAAUAACACAAUGGGGGUCUUGGUGACUCAUGUCACAGAAAAGGAAGAUAGGUCUGUAGGCCACAAGGGUACUCGAAAAAUGCUGAUACAAAGGCACCACUUUGAGUCACCAAGGUCAUUCAGGAUUGAUCAGCCUUCAGACAAUUUCUAUCAUGUGGACUCUGAGAUCACCAAAACAGAGGACAACUGCAAAGUCUGCCCUGAUACCAAGCAAAGCUCACUGGUGCAGGAGAGGCCAGCACAGCACUCUCACCAGCACAGAGGAGCCAUGCCCUAUAAAGGCGACCUUGUUCAAACCUCUGAAAAGUCAAUUCCCCACCUUGAUAAGCCACCUGGACAUGUUCCCACUGACUCAAAUGCUGCCAGCUCUUGGUCUGUGACAACCCAGAUGUCCUCCAAUCUGGUGUCAGCUGCUCAGAGGGUUGCAGACCUAGGGACCUAUAAUAAAGGAACAGCUUUUGAAUGCACUCCAUGUGACCCUCUUAAUACCACAGACCUAAAACUGCAGACAGAAACAAGGCAGGUCAAGGAUGUUGCUGUUCAGACUUAUGCACAUGAAUGCAAGCUCAGGCCAUCACAUAAUGACUUCAUUCAUGGGCCUCGGCCCCUCGCCAAAUCCAUCUCUUUGGAUACAGGUUUUCCUAGUAUCUCCGCAACAGGCUUCUGCCACACCAUACCUGCCCACUGUUGUGUCUGCUGUCAUCACUGCCCCAACUGCCAAUGGAGGAGGCAAAGCCCUGGCCCAGAACCCUCUAUUUGCAGGCAUUCCCUGUAUUCACAAGCAGAGGAUCCUAAAGUGCAGUUCAUGAAGACAUUGAAAAUACUCCAAGACACUACUGUGAGGGACCUGUGUUCUUGCACAGUCUACGAGAUGGAAACCAUGAAGAUGGUGUGCCAGAGUUUCCGGGAGCACUUAGAGGAAAUCGAGCAGCACUUCAUGGGACAGCAGGCACUCUAUCCCAGGGACAUGUCAGAAGAGGAAAGGGAAGAGGCUGAGUACCUGAGGACUUUGCGAGAAGCCCUGAGGCAGCAAGUGGCAGAGCUGGCCUUUCAGUUAGGAGACAGAGCCAGGCAAAUCAAAGAAGGGAUCCUACUGCAGCUAGACCUUCUGUGUGAGGAGCUACCUGAACACUGCGACAAUCUGCCACAAUGCAACUGGACAGAAGGAAAGCAUGGCCAGAGAUCAUGUGUUCAAACCCAUGCUGUGGCCCCUGAUCCCACCCUUCCUGCCAGUAGUGGCCAGUGGACUCCCUGCUCUGGGAUGACUCAGCCAGUUGCUCUUAGUCCCUCUCACCUUGAGACCAGAGGAGGGAUAUCUCUACAGUCACCAGCUAGGGCAGAAUCAGGUCCGGGUCCUUCACUCAGUCAUGUUGGAGAGAAGUCUCUGUUAGACCAAAGUGGGUUUGAUGAUCUUUGUACAAAAUGCAAUGUCCAAGAGCAGCUUUAACAAGGGAAUCCAAAUCCUAUGUAGCCUAAAAGCUCUGAAUAUUUUAAUAUUCAUUGAUUGCAUGCGCCCACUAUGUAACUGACUGAGGUAUAUUAUAGUCACUGAGUAGCAUAUGAUUGCUAUCCUGAUAGAGCAUGUGUCCUAGUGGAGGAUGAGAAAUGUUUAAACAUGCAUAUGUAUCUACAAUGAAAAAUCAAUAAAAAGACAAUGUGGCCUUAUUUUAUGAAAAA